UACGAAUAUUACGAGCAUGCAAUGCACGGGAUGCUAAACAAUACGGAAAUAUAAGAGCUUGGGUUCCGAAAAACACACAAAAUGGCUUCCGAUAAUCGAGGCGCCCUCUACGAGCGAGCCGGCUACACCAUCCUCCCCAUCACCUUCCCCCCAACGCCCGCCUACCCCCACAAAGUCCACCACCACCUCUACCUCCGCUCCCACGACCCGCGCAUCGAGGACCGCGACACCCCCCGCACCCUCUUUGUCUCUAACGUGCCAAUUGAUGCCUCCGAAUCCUCCAUCCGCGACCUCUUCAAACGCAUCGCCGGCGGCCGCGGCGCCGUGCAGCGGGUCGAGUUCGAAGACAAGGCAUGGAAGCAGCGCCAUGAGGUGUCGGAGGCACCCGUGCACGCGGGGGUGAAGCGGAAGAGAGAGGAAGUGGAGGAGGCAGAGUUGGAGGCGAAGAUGGAGACGGCGCAGUUGCCGGAGGUGUGGGAAGAUGAGCUGCUUCCCGGGGGGACGUGUGCGCUGGUCGUCUUCGCGGACAAAAGCAGCAAAGACGUGGCGUUGAAAGCGAGCGGUCGGCUUGCGAAGGCGAUUUGGAAAGGGGGGAAGGAUGCGCCGGAGUUGACGUGGAACAGUAGUCAGGCAUGCGGGAUUGAGCGCUACCUCUCCCACCACCACCUCACCCACCCCACCAAACACCACCUCCAAUCCUCCAUCAACACCUACCUCACCACCUUCACGCGCCUCGAAUCCCUCCGCACCCGCCUCGCUGCUCGCACCCACAACGUCCCCGACGCCGACGGCUUCGUCACCGUCACACGCCACGCCCACCACCACCGGCCAGCGAGCAGCGCGGCGGCGCAGGCGGCGGCGGACCGCGCGGCCGAGAAGGAGAAGAAGAUCGGGCCGGACUUCUACCGAUUCCAGGCACGGGAGAAGAGGAAGGAGAGGGAUCGGGAGUUGAAGGUUGGGUUUGAAGAGGAUGUGAGGCGGAUACGGGAGAUGCGGGAGAGAAGGGGGAGGGUUAGGCCGGAGUAGGUGUGAGGCGUGAUUGAUACCCUUUGUUGGAGACGGUAGGAUGAGAAUGGAGUCUUAGCGUAUGGCAGGUGUGUGAUGGCCGCAUCAGAAUCAUCAGCGUGCUACUAUGUUCGCAAUACCUCGAACCUGAAGUUCUUCGAGAGUCGAAUCUCAUGAAUUAUGUCCCUGUACCGCACUUGAAACCAAGCCACUAUCAAGGACAACCAUCCCCGACUCCCUAGAAUGCAUAUUACUACCAUACA
Eremomyces bilateralis CBS 781.70 is the source of this 1268-nucleotide messenger RNA. RefSeq lists its product as uncharacterized. NCBI's taxonomy places the organism in Eukaryota, Fungi, Ascomycota, Dothideomycetes, Eremomycetales, Eremomycetaceae. The record is from RefSeq and is a predicted model, not a curated record. Bases 82 to 1026 code for a protein of 314 amino acids. The transcript has 2 exons. Gene Ontology annotation, biological process: ribosomal small subunit assembly; rRNA processing. Gene Ontology annotation, molecular function: nucleic acid binding. Gene Ontology annotation, cellular component: UTP-C complex; CURI complex.